Otolemur garnettii (small-eared galago) is the source of this 1751-nucleotide messenger RNA. RefSeq names its product complement C3a receptor 1 (gene C3AR1). The record is from RefSeq and is a predicted model, not a curated record. Gene Ontology annotation, molecular function: G protein-coupled receptor activity; complement component C5a receptor activity; complement component C3a receptor activity. Gene Ontology annotation, cellular component: plasma membrane. NCBI's taxonomy places the organism in Eukaryota, Metazoa, Chordata, Mammalia, Primates, Galagidae. Gene Ontology annotation, biological process: chemotaxis; inflammatory response; positive regulation of cytosolic calcium ion concentration. The coding region runs from base 25 to 1491 and encodes 488 amino acids. The transcript has 2 exons.
UGCUGGGAUUACAGAAGUCUAUCAAUGGAGUCUUUUUCUGCUGAAACCAAUUCCACUAACUUAUCCUCACAGCCUUGGUAUAAACCUGAAGUAGUUCUCUCCAUGGCCAUUCUCAGUUUUACCUUUUUAUUGGGAUUGCCAGGCAAUGGGCUUGUGCUGUGGGUGGCUGGCCUGAAGAUGCAGCGGACGGUGAACACAGUUUGGUUCCUCCAUCUCACCCUGGCAGACUUUCUCUGCUGCCUCUCCUUGCCCUUCUCCCUGGCGCAUCUGGCUCUCCAGGGACACUGGCCCUAUGGUUGGUUCCUAUGCAAGCUCAUCCCCUCCAUCAUCAUCCUCAACAUGUUUGCUAGCGUCUUCCUGCUUACUGCCAUUAGCCUGGACCGUUGUCUUUUGGUACUCAAGCCAAUCUGGUGCCAGAAUCAUCGCAAUGUGAGAACAGCUUUCACUAUCUGUGGAUGUAUCUGGGCGGCAGCUUUCACAAUGUGUAUACCUGUGUUCAUAUACCGGGAAACAUGCACUGUAGGCAACAAAAAUAUAUGUACCUACAGUUUUUAUCUCUUCAGCUCAGACAACAGCUUUGAUUAUCUAGAUGACACCUUUGAUCUAGAUCUACUAAAAAACAGGUCUUUUGACAACUCCAUCGUACAGCUGCCUGGAGAAAUGGAUGACAAGUUAGAUCCUUCCUCUUUGCAAACAGCUGAUCAUCCCUGGACAGCCACUACUGUCGUCCAACCUCAGACAUUUCAAAGACUUUCUGUAGAUUCACGCCCUGUGGAUUCCACUAUAUUAGCUAGUCAACAUCUGUAUUAUAAUUUAUAUAAACCUGCUGAUGUGGUGGUCUCACCUAUAUUCUCCCAAGGGGUUCCCAUUGAAGAUCACAGAACUAACCCACUGAAUAACUCUGAGGCUUUUCUCUCUACUGAUUUAGAGCUUUUCUCUGAUACCUCUAACAGUUCCUCAUUUGAGUUACCAGAAGAUUUCCUGUAUUACAAUUUCGGCCAAUUCACAAAUGACAGUCAAGUGUCAACACCCAUGGUGGCAAUAACCAUGACUAGGCUAGUGGUGGGUUUCCUGCUGCCUUUCAUUUUCAUGGUGUUUUGUUACAGUCUCAUUGUCUUCCGAAUGCGACAGGGACGCUUUGCCAAGUCUCGGAACAAAACGUUUCGUGUGGCUGUGGUGGUGGUGGCUGUCUUUCUUGUCUGCUGGACUCCAUACCACGUUUUUGGAGUUCUUUCAUUAUAUAUUGACCCAGAAACUCCCUUUGGGGAAGCUCUGAUAUCCUGGGACCAGGUGUCCCUUGCUCUAGCAUCUGCCAAUAGUUGCUUCAAUCCCUUCCUUUAUGCCCUCUUAGGGAAAGAUUUUAGGAAGAAAGCAAAGCAGUCCUUUCAGGGCAUUCUGGAGGCAGCCUUCAACGAGGAGCUCACACACUCUACCAGCUGUCCCCCAAACAAAGUCUUUCCAGAAAGAAGCAGUAUCGGUACAACUGUGUGAAAACAUGGAACAGUUAAACUAUGCAGAGAUUCUUAGGUAUUCACUCAGAGGAUGUUUCAAAAAGGAUGAAUGAUGUGGUGAGCAGAGGACUUCAGAACCCACCAAAGAAUCAUUUCUGUGCUUCCCCAAAUGUGGUCACAGGCUACUGACAUCAGCAUCCUCUGGAAACUUGUUAGAAAUGCAAUUCUCAAGUCUGGCUUCCUGAUUCAGAAUCUCUGGAAGUGGGGCUCAGAAAGUGUUUUAAAAAGCCCUCUUGUUUU